Penicillium odoratum is the source of this 462-nucleotide messenger RNA. RefSeq names its product nuclear telomere cap complex subunit Ten1. Lineage: Eukaryota; Fungi; Ascomycota; Eurotiomycetes; Eurotiales; Aspergillaceae. Bases 1 to 462 code for a protein of 153 amino acids. Gene Ontology annotation, biological process: telomere capping. Gene Ontology annotation, cellular component: CST complex. The transcript is spliced from 2 exons. The record is from RefSeq and is a predicted model, not a curated record. Gene Ontology annotation, molecular function: single-stranded telomeric DNA binding.
AUGAAUGGGCCGCGUCCCUCAACUCGUGCGUUCCUGUGCGAUCUGCCAUGUCUUGCUGCCGAUUCGAAGAUUCGUUUUUUAGGCUGUGUCAGACAAUAUAAUGUCGCGAUAGGCCAUCUGAUCCUAGAACACAAUUAUCCACGCAGCAAGUCUGAAUCCAGUACGGUUGCCGUGGAUAUUAAUGCUGUCCUGGAGAGUUUGACGGCGGAGGAUCUACGCGUAGGCACUUGGUUGAAUGUGCUGGGCUAUGUGCGAGAUUCUACCACUCCGGAAUCUUUUUCGAGUCAAGUGGAUUCUCAAAAUUUGAACAGCACCGUUCCUAUCAAAGUUGCGUCUCGUCCGGUCUAUAUUGAGGCUGUGAUGGUUUUUCCUGCUGGAGCUAUCGCGUUGGGGGAAUAUGAGCGCAUUCUUCGACAUGUUCAAGAUGUGGAGAGCCGUAUCAAUUACCGGGAUGGAUGUUGA